AUUGCAAACUUUGACCCCGUAUACGCUGUGUAUCUGGGCCCCCGAGCCACGCCGCAAACAUGGCUCUGGCGAUGAAGCAGUCUGUUUCGCCGCUGGCUGUCAGGAAAGCCUGCCAGCCGCUGCUCCCGCCUCGGCCCUGUGUACGUCGCUCAGGGGUCGGAUCUGGAUCGCGGCGUGCAGCGGUGUGCGUCAAGGCAAGCCUGUUGGAGCCCAGCACCGCAGCCAGCGCCGUGGAGGCUGUGCACCAUGCCCAGCACUUGUAUACGCUGGCUGAGGGAGGACCCAUCGACAUGCUGGCGCAGUUCUUCGAGUCUGUUUUGCGGACGCUGGACGAUGGUUUGGAAAAGGCGCACGUGCCCUACUCCUACGGCUUUUCCAUCAUCGCCCUGACAGUCCUGGUCAAGCUGGCGACCUUCCCUCUAACACAAAAGCAGGUGGAGUCAACGCUUGCGCUGCAGGCGCUCCAGCCGCGCGUCAAGGAGCUCCAAGCCAAGCACGCAGACGACCCAGAGAACCUGCAGCUGGAGACAGCUCGCCUGUACAAGGAGGCCGGUGUGAACCCGCUGGCGGGCUGCCUGCCCACCUUCGCCACCAUCCCCGUCUUCAUCGGCCUCUACAACGCGCUGAGCCACGCGGCCAAGGCGGGCUUGCUGACGGAGGGCUUCUUCUGGAUCCCCUCCCUGGGCGGCCCCACCACCAUCGGUGGCGGUCUGGAGUGGCUGUUCCCCUUCCAAGACGGCGCCCCGCCGGUGGGCUGGUCCGCCGCCGCCGCCUACCUGGUGAUGCCGGUGCUGCUGGUGGCCUCGCAGUACGUGUCGCAGAAGAUCAUCUCGCAGCAGAGCAACACCGACCCCUCGCAGCAGCAGGCGCAGGCCAUCCUCAAGUUCCUGCCGCUCAUGAUUGGCUGGUUCUCCCUGAACGUCCCCUCCGGCCUCACGCUCUACUGGUUCGUCAACAACAUCCUGUCCACCGCGCAGCAGCUCUACCUCAAGGCAACUGUCAAGGUGCACAUCCCCGAGGCCAUCAAGGCCCCCACCGCCUCCUCCGGCAGCGGCACCGUCAUUAAACCCAAGGAGGAGCGGGUCAAGAAGGUCACAGGCAAGGAGAUGGGUGCGCGGAAGAAGCGGCGGAACGAGGCAGGGGAGGAGGUGGACGAUUCUGAUUCGGAGGCGGCUUCCACCAGCGGCUUCAGCAGCAGCAACGGUGCAAGCCCCACCAGCAGCAGAAACGGCAACGGAGUCAGCAGCAGCAGCAGCGUUGGAAGCAUGGAUGGUUCUUCCCGGAAGGGUGAGAAAUUCCGGGCACUGAAGGCGCGGGAGGCAGCGGCGAAGGCAGCCCAAGCGGUGCAAGCGCCUGCGGUCAAGGCGCAAGCAGGAGGGUCAAGCCAAGGGGAUGGAGCGGAGGGAUCGGAGAACGGCAAUGGUUCUUCAUCGGCGUAAGGGAUGUUGUGCGUUGGCGUGUGCGUGUGUUUAGGGUAAAAGAGCGUUUGGAGGUGGUUCAGUAGUUACGUGGAUUGCUGUACAAUGGCAAUGUGAUGGCAGGGCAGGGAUACCGGUAGGUAGCCACGUUAGGUUGGGCUGCAUGAAAAGGAAGAUGCUGGUGUAGAGGCAGUGGCAUUGUUUAUUGUAUCUGUCGAGUACAAAACGUCGGGGAGUACUGUGAUUGGAAGAGCCGGGAGGCUAGGGCAUAAUGUUUGGCUUGAACGCGGCGUUGAGAGCGCGGAUGCGGCUAGCAGAUAGGCGCCACAGGAGCAUAUCGAGUGCGGGCGUGUUUGUCGGUAUUUCGCCAAUGCAGUGCAUUCUGUCUGGUGCUUGCAAGGACCGUGGGUCGUUUUGUCGUCGCAGGGCGGUAGCGGCUUUCUGUCGCGACCAGGGUGCAAAUUUUGGGACUUAAGGCGUGAGGCGAGACCAUGAGAGCGGAGGGAAGGUCAGGAGUGGUUGCUGUCCAGCGAGGGGGGUGCGCAUCGAGAGCUUACUCAAAGAGUUGUACGAGUUGGACGCUUGACUCGGCAUGUUCUCACUUCGGCACAAAAGGCACUUUACAAAUAAAGAUGCUGUAAAGUUUUAUGCAAGUAUUAUUUGCCUGCGCAUCCCCCAUCUUCAAAUUGCCCGAAGUUUCAAGAGAGAUAUUAGACUCCACAGGCACUUGAUAGGGGCAUCCUUCUUGACACAGGAGACGCUUUAUAGAUACGCUUUCAAAGUAACUAACUAACAACACUAACAAAUGGCUGACACAGCGGCCUCGGGGCAUGCUCCGGGCCACAUAGAAACGGAGGGAAAUGGUAAAUUCUAUUUCCCAUCUGGAGCGACAUACGAGGGGCAAUGGAAGCUUCUCAACCCUCCUGCACCACCCGCACCCGAGGACCCAAAGGAGGUGAAGAAGAAGAAAGCAAAGGAUGAGCCUCCCCCACCCCCUCAGGAGCCACCAAAGCGGGUUCGCCAUGGGAAAGGUGUGUACCGCGAGGGGAACUACGUGUACGAAGGGGACUUUGUGGACGACAUGAUUCAGGGUCACGGCACCUUCACGUACGCCAGCGGUGCCAAGUACGUGGGCGAAUGGAAGGCCAACAAAUACCAUGGCAAGGGGACCUACUACUGGCCGGAUGGGCGGCGCUACGACGGCAUGUGGGAGGAGAACCGCAUGCACGGGCUGGGCGUUUUCACGGACGCGUCUGGGCACAAGUGGGAGGGGCAGUUCUUCAACGGCAGCGGGCCGGGGCUCACAAGCCUGGUGUGAGGCAGGGGGAGCUUGGGGGGAGCGUUGAGGUAAAGAAGGGUACGCAGUAUGUUGAAUGAGGAUGGCAAGCAGGCCGACGAGCGUUGGGGAGGUGCGAGCGAGGGAGGAGCGGAGGGGGUGGGGGUUGUGUGUGCAAGUGAGCUGUUAGCGUGAAGUCGUUCGCUAGACUGACUCUACCUAUACGGGAUGGCCCUUGACUCCAUUUUGCUAGGUGCAGCCUGGAUGUUUGCUGUGUGAGUUAGCGCUACCGCUAAUUCCUUUACUACGGAGCCAUGUCGGAACAGGCUUUGAUAAGCGUGCCCAGUGGCUUCCUGUCACAGGCUGGGAGUAAAGAGGGAAGGUGAGGAACCUUCGUCCCACCACUCAACACCUCUUGCCGCACAGCUUUACAGCCCAUGUCACAGCAUGUAUGGGCUGCCUGCCCUUCCCGAAUGCAAGGUUGCUACCGUAUAGCGAAAUCCCAAAGCAACAUGGCGAUGAGCCCACCCAGACCGGCAUGGCUGGUACGGAGCUCCGUACAA
Astrephomene gubernaculifera is the source of this 3257-nucleotide messenger RNA. The record is from the annotation of a GenBank genome assembly. NCBI's taxonomy places the organism in Eukaryota, Viridiplantae, Chlorophyta, Chlorophyceae, Chlamydomonadales, Astrephomenaceae.